Molecule: messenger RNA, 1020 nt
Organism: Caenorhabditis elegans
Lineage: Eukaryota; Metazoa; Nematoda; Chromadorea; Rhabditida; Rhabditidae
Source: the annotation of a RefSeq genome assembly
AUGAAUAUUCUACAACUACCUGCAAAAGCUCUCCGGUGUACACUUCAACACUGCCAGCUUCUGGACAUAUUGAAUUUCUCGUUUGUCUCAAAAAAGACGAAAAAUCUUGCAAAGUCUUUGCAUCGAUUUGUCUUUUUGGUUAUAGUGGACAUUGAUGAUUUUGUGGAAAUUAAAAUUAAACUCACCCAACGCCAUGGUCAACUCAAAUUCACAUUUUUCUCUAACAUGCAUCGGAGUCUUCCCGUCGAAGAUCCCAUGUUUUUUGAGAUUCAACUUUUCAAUAGUGGAAUGAGCAUUCCGAGCAUGGGAAUACGAAAGUAUGUUGAUCACCUACUGGAUGUUUUAAAUCGGGCAAAACUCGACGAAUUCACUAUAACCAGAGACAACUAUUGCACUCAAUCGAUUUGCGACGAGUUCAAGGAUCUCGACAUUUGUUGCUUUAUGAAUCCCGGAAAAAUGUCAGACUCGUUGUUUCAUCAGAAGAUUAUGAGACAGAUUGCAAGUAAAAGCGACAGGAUUGAUCUCAGUACUCCAGUAUUUGAAUCCAAAACUCACACAACUCAAGAGUUCUUGGUUCAAAACUUCGAUGUCUUACGAGUGAUGUAUUUUUAUGAGUACAAUCUUAAUGAUAUUCUCUCCACAAACAGCAUUGUAGUUUUUGGGCAAGUUGUUAUUGGCAUAAAUCAGUUCAACUUGUUUGUCAGACAUUGAAUCAACGGAUCCAAUCCAAGGCUCGAGUACUUUGAAAUUAAUGUCCCGAGCAGAAUGAGCGUAGAGGAUGAUCUUUCGGUAAUCUUGGACAAGGUGUACUAUCAUAAACAACCAGAUAGUCUUGUAAGAGAGUUUCCACUAUCUGUACAAGGAUAUGACCAGUUCAUCACAAGGUUUAAGAACAGAAUGAUAAAAGGUGGAGUGGAUAUCAAAAGAGCGAAUGGAUCAAUAGCAACUUUGAAAUGUUGCAUUGUUCAGAGAUUUCUUAAAAUUCAAAUGUUUAUAUUUAAAGAUGAUAAUGAUACAUGA